Messenger RNA from Polyodon spathula (Mississippi paddlefish), 2953 nucleotides. Its product is annotated as phosphatidate cytidylyltransferase 1-like. Lineage: Eukaryota; Metazoa; Chordata; Actinopteri; Acipenseriformes; Polyodontidae. Bases 883 to 2226 code for a protein of 447 amino acids. The transcript has 13 exons. Gene Ontology annotation, cellular component: endoplasmic reticulum membrane. The record is from RefSeq and is a predicted model, not a curated record. Gene Ontology annotation, molecular function: phosphatidate cytidylyltransferase activity.
AUGGCGUUAUUAGCCCAAUCACUUAAACAUAAAGUGACAGCGCUAGCUCACUUUACCACAGUAAUAAGCAGAUUAUCUAGCAUUAGCAAUCAACAUAGGAACACUGUACUAAGGGUCAGGCUGCCAUCUCUCCAAGGAAUAUAUUUACAGUCAUCUGAGAACAACAAAGAAUGUCUCAAAUGUAGAUGAAAAUGAACACUGUCUGAUUAGAACAUUGCAGCACUGAAGCCAGCGCCAUAAGAAAUGCAUUGAUUGAAAAUUCCAAUGCAUACAAAUCGUGGAAACAUACCGUACACAUUAUGUCUUCCUAAAUGUUCGGCGAACACACAACAAACACAAAAUAUAACUUGCAUCAGACUGUGUGUAGAAAUACAGUACAACAUUACUUCAGAAUAGUCAGAACCGUAAGGGAAAAAGAAUCACUGAAAUAUCGCACAUAAAGCUGUUGAAUAGAGAAAAUGUAGUCAGUACUGCCCUCCACACUUACGCGUCGCUGUGGCGCCGACUGAGAGCGGUCUUUGCCGCAGUGCAAACGCUUUGGGUUUCCUGUAGAUUCAGAGUGUGGCGUUUGUAGGUUAACUUGCGUCAGAAAGAGAGUGAGAGAGGAGAGAACGAGGAUUAGACUUAGGUCUGCUGCAAGAGCUUGGUGACACUGCUGCUGCAGAGUUAUAAACAAACGCAGGCAGACUGACAGGGAAGUGGGGCUUAACAAUUACUGUCAGUACAGAACUGUCGUGUCAGGGUGUAAUUUACCUGGGAAGGUGAUGUUAAAACACUGACAUUUCGUGAGUUAAUUGUUUUCUAGAUAGCGCAGGAGUAACAAGGUGCUUUUCUGUAGAUAUUUACAGUGUUUUAUACUGUCUUCGUGAACUGACAGAAGAAAUGACAGAGCUGAGAAAGAGAGGAGGCGGAGACCGUGAUGCAGAAAACAUCAGUGACAAGGAUACUGAUGGAGAUGACAGGAUUGGAGUGGGAGGAGAAGGAGACAGAGACUCCAAACCUGACACAGAUACUCCAGAAGUACAGCCCUCUGUAGAUAACACUCCCAAAUGUCUCAACAAAGCCCUGGCCGGGAUGUCUUCAAGGUGGAAGAACUGGUGGAUUCGUGGGAUCUUGACAUUAACAAUGAUUUCUGGCUUUUUUCUAAUCAUCUACAUGGGACCUCUUCCGCUAAUGCUAAUGGUCCUAGCCAUUCAAAUCAAGUGUUUCCAGGAGAUUAUAACUAUCGGCUACAGAGUUUAUCAUUCCUAUGAGCUUCCGUGGUUCAGAACACUAAGCUGGUACUUUUUGCUGUGUGUUAAUUACUUCUUCUAUGGAGAGACUGUGGCUGAGAACUUUGGGAAUUUGGUCCAAAGAGAUGAACCUCUACAGUUUCUGGUUCGCUACCACCGCUUCAUUUCCUUCGCACUCUACUUGUUAGGUUUCUGCAUGUUUGUACUGAGUUUAGUGAAGAAACAUUACCGCCUGCAGUUUUAUAUGUUUGCUUGGACCCAUGUGACACUGUUGAUUGUAGUCUCACAGUCACACCUUGUCAUCCAAAACCUGUUUGAAGGACUGAUCUGGUUUAUUGUGCCAAUCUCUACUGUCAUCUGUAAUGACAUAACGGCUUACAUUUGUGGUUUCUUCUUUGGAAGGACACCCUUAAUUAAGUUAUCUCCGAAGAAGACUUGGGAAGGUUUUAUUGGCGGUUUCUUUUCAACAGUCAUGUUUGGAUUCAUAUUUGCCUAUCUAUUGGCACAGUACAAUUACUUUGUGUGCCCUGUGGAAUACAGUGAAUCAAACAGUUUUCUAAUCGAUUGUGAACCGUCAGAUCUGUUCGUGUUGCAGGACUACACACUUCCUUCAGUGUUGCAAACUGUGUUUAGAUGGAAAACAGUGAAGCUCUAUCCAUUCCAGAUCCACAGCAUUGCGCUUUCUACUUUUGCGUCACUUAUAGGGCCAUUUGGAGGAUUCUUUGCUAGUGGAUUUAAAAGAGCUUUCAAAAUCAAAGAUUUUGCAGACACAAUUCCUGGUCAUGGUGGGAUCAUGGAUCGGUUUGACUGCCAGUACUUAGUGGCUACAUUUGUCCAUGUUUACCUCACCAGCUUCAUCAGGGGACCCAACCCUAGUAAAGUGUUACAGCAGGUUCUGGUUCUGCAGCCAGAACAGCAACUAAGCAUCUUCAACGCAUUGAAAUCCCACCUAACAGAAACAGGAAUGAUCCCGCCUGCAAUCAGGGGGCCGUAAGACUGUAAUGCAAACCUAGCGCUACGGCAUCACCACAAUAGAAAAGGACCUGCAGACUAAGACCGUCCUGCUGUAGCUUCAUACCAUUGCAGAUUAGGAUUUUAAGAAGACUGCAUAUUCUCUAACAUUACUGUGAAACACUAGUACUUUGACAUCAAGAGUUAAAAUGGGCAGCCGUCAUGCUACUGUGAGCGUUGCAUGAAAGAGUAAGCAAUGGGAGACUACACUGGUGCCUGUGAUCAAGACUUUAAAAACAAUGUGAAAGUAACAUUGUUGGGUUUGUAAAAUGCUUCGUUCAUGUUCAGAUAUUCUGCUGAAUGAAAUUUAUGAAGGAAGGAAUGGUACGAAGUAUUAGUCUUUCCUACAGAAGGUAAACUUCGUUUGAAUAUGGAGGUAAAGUAAAUGGACCUUUUUACUCUAUUUAUGUUGAACUGAACAAAACUUACUCGGUUAUAAUAGGAAGUCAGAUUUUAAACAUUUAGUUUUUUCCUGUGAAUAUUACUAAGUGAAGAUGCAUCAGACAGUGUGCAAUAACCUUAAUUUUCGCUCAAAUAGGUACUUUAUCUUUAUUUGUCCAUCACACAUUAAGGGCAAAGGAUACCGUAGAACGUACUGGGGGUCUGCUCCAAAUGUUGAAAUUAAGCAGCUGAGUUCUUCUCCAGCAGGAUCAUAGCAAUAGAUAUAUACAAUGUAUAGUACCAGCCCAAGUAUAUAAAAAUAAAUACAU